Molecule: messenger RNA, 1770 nt
Organism: Selaginella moellendorffii
Lineage: Eukaryota; Viridiplantae; Streptophyta; Lycopodiopsida; Selaginellales; Selaginellaceae
Product: dihydrodipicolinate reductase-like protein CRR1, chloroplastic
Exons: 10
Coding region: 711-1607 (298 amino acids)
Cellular component (GO): chloroplast stroma
Molecular function (GO): 4-hydroxy-tetrahydrodipicolinate reductase activity
Source: RefSeq, a predicted model, not a curated record
UCUCCAAGAACCCUAAAAACAGAGAAGGGGAAAAGAGCGGCAUUGCGAUGAAUCGCGAUCUCCACGCAGGGCAAAUUCUCUGGCGCCACAUCGUAUGGCGCACCAGGGAAUCCAAGGUGUUCUUCGCCGGCUUCAUGGGAGCGUGCCUCGUGGUGCCGUGGGUGGUGGCCGAGGGAUUCAUCUGGGCGUCGCGGCGCAAUGAGGAGAAGCUCAACAAGGAGCUUGGCCAGAGGCCCAUGGGCGUGUCAUCGGACAUGUCAAAGGUGAAUAAAGAUCGCCUCCAGGAGCUUCUGGACGAUGUGAAGAACAAGCGCGAUAUCAACGAUCGCUACGCCGCGGCGCUGCGUGGCCAGAUCAUGACAGGGCCUCCGGAAGCUCGAGUUCUUCACAAGGGAGGCGGCACGACUUUGCCACCGAUUCCAGCUCCAAGCCCAGUCCAGGCAGCGUCUAGCAAGCCACAGCCAGCAACACAGACGGCUUGAGUUGAUUCAUAUCCUUCUUUUCAUCGUUUCUUCUUCUUUGUUCUUCACUGAGAAUGUUUGCUGGAGUUUUUCCAGGAUUAUCGAUCGCUAUGUUCUCGGCAUUCCUUUGAAUGGAUCAUACGUUUAAAGCUCACGGAACAGUUUCUUUACGCUUUCACUUUGCUGGAGAUUUUUUCUUCGGUUUAAGUGAAUCCAGUUGCUUAGGUUGUUUGGUUCUCUUUCUCUCUUAUGGCUAUGGUGUGCUGCAGCUUGGGACUCGAGUGGAAGGCUAGACCCGGAGUUUUAAUCUCUGCCUCUACGGCCCAAGGCGCGAAAUCUUCAUCCUCCAAUAUCAAGGUGAUUGUAAGUGGUGCUUGCAAAGACAUUGGCAAGGCUGCCAUUGCAGCAAUCUCGAAAGCCCGAGGAAUGGAAGUUGCCGGAGCUAUUGACACAAUACGUGUUGGCGAAGACGUCGGUGAGGUUGCCGGAUUGGAAGCACUAGAAGUACCAGUGUCCAACAAUCUCGUCACGGUCUUGGGCUCUCUGUCUCAAUCGCGUCCAACCGGAGUAGUGGUCGACUUCUCGGAGGCAUCCGAGGUCCUCGAGAAUGUAAGACAAGCGACAGCGUUUGGGAUGAGGAGCGUGGUUGCGGUGCCAGGUGUGGAUUUGGACGUCGUCUCGCAGCUUAUCACAUUUUGCGAAAAGGCCAGCAUGGGCUGUGUCAUCGCACCAACGCUUUCGAUUGGAGCUAUUCUUCUUCAGGAAGCGGCCAUUGCUGCGUCUUUCCACUACAGUCACGUCGACAUAGUUGAGUCCCUGCAGAGCGCCAAGAACGUUUAUCCUUCUUCGGAGGCUCUCAGAGUUGCAAAGAGCAUGACCGGCAUGGGGCGCGUUUACAACGACUCCGAUUUCUCCAAAGAACAUCCGGCAAGAGGCGAGCUCGUAGACGAUGGAAUUAGGAUCCACAGUAUGGUUUCACCUGGAUUCAUUUCAAGCCUCGCCGUAAGCCUUUCAGGCCCAGGAGAGGUGUUUUCUCUGAGGCACGAUAUAACAGAUGUUAAGGCUCUCAUGCCUGGGCUCUUGGUUGCCAUUCGACGAGUUAUCAGGCUUCAGUCUCUUGUCUAUGGACUAGAAAAAAUACUAUGACUGAAUCGAUGGGGUCCAUCAAAUCGUUCCGGCCUCCAUUUCCUUUGGUGAGAUUAUCCUACUUAAUGCAUUCAAAAGCGAAGUUUUCUUGUCUUCGGGGUAGUUGUGCAAAAUCCGAACUAAAAGAAAUAGAAGCUUUAAGUGGAAACAAGUUCGAGAUAAA